This is a messenger RNA of Schistocerca gregaria, 2154 nucleotides long. It is a transcript of the gene snky, whose product is annotated as protein sneaky. Bases 1 to 2154 code for a protein of 717 amino acids. The transcript has 13 exons. Lineage: Eukaryota; Metazoa; Arthropoda; Insecta; Orthoptera; Acrididae. The record is from RefSeq and is a predicted model, not a curated record. Gene Ontology annotation, cellular component: membrane.
AUGGUAGUGAUGAGUUUUCUGCCGAAUGGGUUGCGUUUUGCCACAGGUCUGUGGUACCUGACGGUGAGCGACUUGGGCGGCGGUGGAGGAGUUGCAGGCGCGACUGCUGCUAGUGUGAUGAUGGGUGUCGCCGCAGCUGUCUCCAGGCAGAUGCGAUGCGUGUGCGCGCUUUGCCUGCCUGGCGCGUGUGGGAGGGCGGGCUUGGACGUCCUGCGCGUGGCGCUGCUGUGCUGGGCCGUGGAGGGCCCGCUGCAGGGGAUGGCCUACUCGGCGGGAGAGCUGGCGCGCACCUUCUCCUGCUCGGCCGCGCUCGCCUACAACCUCACCAGCACGCGCGUCCACCUCAUGGUGGCGCCCUUCCAGCAGGCGCUCCUCUCCACCAAGGUGGACACUAGCGAGGCGCGGCGCGCCCUGGGAUCUGUGCGGGGCGUCGUGGAGCCACUGCGCGCAGAGCUGGAGGGCGGCGUCGUUCCUCUGGAGCACAACGACUACCUGGACGAGCUGCAGAAGAGACCGAAGCGGUCCGCGGAUUCUGGGGAGAGUCCACACGACGCUGGCACCAGCGUCGAGACCAAGUAUGCGGAGCGGCUGGCGGGGCGCUGCCGACAGCAGCUGGAGCGCGGCGCGGACCGCUGUCGCGGCAUGUUCCAGGGCGCCUACGAUCGCUGCUACCGCACCGUCUCCUGGAUCGCCGCCUGGCUGCUCUGCUGGCCCAUGAAGCUCACCUUCUUCUGCAACAUCGCGCAGGCGCUGGGUGGAGACAGGUGCGCCGAGGCGAGCUCCGUGGUGCCUGCCGGCCUGGGAGACGGCUACAGCGCGCUGCAGCGGUCGGGCCGCGCGCUCACCUCGGGCGCUGGGGAUGUCAAGGUCACCUACAGCGUGCGGGCCAUCCCUGAAGAGGUGACACGAUCUCUUCCAUUCUAUGAUAACAACCUUGCUACGACAUCCAACAGUCGAUUAAGAGCAUUUAGCUGCGUCGCCGGAAGCCCCGAGUAUGUGAGUGACGGAAGGCGUGCGCAGGUCCGCGAGGAGGCGGCGGCGGCGGCGCGGGGGGCGGCGGACGCCGCUCAGGACGCGGCCCAGGAGGCGCGCAGGAGCCGCUCCUUCCUGCAGCAGCUGACGCACGCCGCGCGCCUCGUCGCCCGGCUGCUGCUGCUGCGCGUCCUCACCAGUGCACAGAACUACCAUGAGCGUUACUUGGCUGACGUGCGCUGGGACAACUGGCGGGUGACACCCUACUUCCGGUUGGUGGACGCACGCCGGCGUGCCAAGGGGCGCCAGCCGCUGCUGCCUCUGCGGCCCGUGGAGAAGACACGCAUGCACCCUCGCUCCAGUCCACAGCUUGUACGCCGGACAUUCAUGUUACUGCUUGAAGUGCUGGCCAUGAGUGUGCUGGUUCUGAUGGACAGGCUAAUGUAUGAGAUCCUGUCUCUCAUAAGCAGGCAUGCACUUAUCCACUACACACAGACAGGAUCUCAUGACAUGAGCAUUGAAGUAAAAGGAACUGGCCUAAUUGCCAAGAUAGUGAGAUCUAUAGUAAAAGGUUUUAACAUCAAGAAAAGAGUUAAAUAUUUUACUAGCAAUGAAGCCUGUCUUCCUGUUCCAAAGAAGCCAAACAUUUAUAUCAUAUGCAAGAUAUAUGGCACUUAUUUUGCUAUGUGGGUGAUUAUUCUAGUCAGUUCAUACAUCUACCGAUUCCAGAGUGUAAUCUGUGCAUAUUUUUAUCCCAAGCAAGAGAAGAGGAGAAUUUUGUUCCUUUACAAUGAAACACUGAAGACUAGAGCUGGCAUUCUACAACACAUGAAAGCUACCAUUAAACAUCAAGCAAGAAUAAAACAAAUGGAGGUCUCACAGUGCAAUAUACUCACAGUGAUGCGCAUUCGAUAUCCGAAGUACUGUUCAUGGCUUCAGAUCUUCCCUGCAGCUCGAAGGCGCUGCAUGAUAUGUCAACAGAAAGAGUCUAGGCCUAGGAAAGGGCCUUCCUUUAUUUACUGCACAACACCAAACUGCUACACUGUACAUUGCCCAGACUGCUGGAAUGAUGUGGGAAAUGUUUGUUUUGCUUGUUACUAUCUAAGUGGCUCUGCUUCCAGUUCAAACAGUGAUGAUGAUACUCAUGUUCAUGGAAAUGCUGAAAUGGACUCUGAUGACUGA